This is a messenger RNA of Chanos chanos (milkfish), 564 nucleotides long. Its product is annotated as lipocalin. The record is from RefSeq and is a predicted model, not a curated record. Gene Ontology annotation, molecular function: small molecule binding. The transcript is spliced from 6 exons. Bases 1 to 564 code for a protein of 187 amino acids. Lineage: Eukaryota; Metazoa; Chordata; Actinopteri; Gonorynchiformes; Chanidae.
AUGACGACUGCUCUGCUAGGUCUGCUGGGAGUUUUGAUCUGCUCCGUUGGGGUCAGAGCUGAGGUCACGCCCCAGGCACACUUUGAUGUGCAAAGGGUUGAGGGUAAGUGGUAUCUGGUCGGUUUUGCUACUAAUGCCCUGUGGUUUAUUGACCGUAAAGCUGAAAUGAAGAUGGGCACCACCAAGCUCACCCCAACAGCAGAGGGAGACCUGCAGAUGGAAUACUCCAGUUUGAAUUCUGAUGGAUCCUGCUGGAAAAUGAACCACUUGGCAAAGAGCACUGGUGUCCCUGGAAAAUUUGCCUUCCGCAGUGAGCGCUGGAAUAAUGAUAAUGACAUGCGUGUGGUGGAUGUGAAAUAUGAUGAAUAUGCUCUAAUUCACACCAUCAAAACUAAAGGAGGGGACACCACAAUCCUCAACAAGCUCUACGGUCGUUCUCCUGAUCUGAGCGAUGACGUACUGGGGAAGUUCACCAAGUUCUCUCUGGAGACUGGAGUUCAGCCCGAAAACAUCGUGAUUCUCCCAAAGAACGGUACUCUACCUCAGGUGGAUGGCCAAGCCUAA